Lymnaea stagnalis (great pond snail) is the source of this 4300-nucleotide messenger RNA. The record is from the annotation of a GenBank genome assembly. Lineage: Eukaryota; Metazoa; Mollusca; Gastropoda; Lymnaeidae.
GCUCAAGAAUUGCCUGUUGGUUUUGUAGGUCUAGGAAACAUGGGUGGCCAUAUGGCCCGUAAUCUUCUGAAGAAGGGCUAUCCUGUGGUGGCGUAUGAUGUGUCGAAAGACGCACUGGAGGCUCUAAAAAAAGAUGGUAAAAUAUUUAUUGAUUGUGCAUCAAUUUUACCGAUUGCUUCUCGGCUCAUUAAAACCACCAUGACAUCUGGUUUAAAGGUGGACAUUGUAUCAUGUAGCUGUUUCCAGUAGCUGGCGGUACCAAAUUCAAAUUACCGACCACUAAAACUAACAUAUGAUAAAUCACACUAUAUUAUUUUAAGCACAUGAACUGUUAUCAGAUGGCAGAAACCAGCUUUGUGCAAAAUUAAUAUUAUAUGUUAGUAUUAAUUCACUGAAUUAUUUUGGUAACAUUAUAAAAAUUAAAAUGAGAUAAAUGCACCUGAUACAUUUAUCUUUGACAUUAAUUCCACAUUUUACAACAGCAGAAAAAUAUAUCAGUUGAACUCUAAUUAAAAAUAUACCACAUUCAUUGACCUGAAAAAUUUAUGUAAAUCAAUUUAUAUUUUUUAAAAGGAUAUGGAGAAUACAGUUUUUUUUCUUACAAUAGCUUCUGAAAUUUGAAAUUAUAAGAAAGAUCUAUUUUUGACAAUUUAAACAAGCCAGAUGCUCACUGCUGUUGAAAGCAAUAAGUUAUCUUUCAACAAGUAUAUUACUAUAAAUUAUAGUAAAUAAUUGCCUAUAGCAUCACAUUUAUUAUAGAGUAAUCCUUGCUAUCCCAUCAAAAAGGUAGUUGAUUGAUAUUUAAAUUAUAUUUUUAAAUCAGAUAAAGGCACUAUAAUUUCAGGCAACAUAAAAUACUGAUUUUUAAGUCAUGGUUCUAAUUUUUUAAUAUUUUUUUUUCUCGAAAGAAGACGGUUUUGAGAAGUCAUGAAUACAUUUUUUCUAACUCCAGGUGCUGUUGUGGCGGACUCUCCUGCAGAGGUGGCAGCAAAUGUUACCAGACUUGUCUCCAUGCUGCCAGCAAGUGCGGAGGUUCAGGAAGUUUAUGGGGGCAAAAAGGGAAUCUUGAGGUGAGUUGGGGUAUUUAAAUUUGAAUUUUGCUGUCAAAGAUGUGAUAUUCUACCAGUGAACUGUUGGUAUAAUUUUACAUACCGUACCACAGGAAGUCAUGCACACAUAAAGUGUUACAAAAAUUAUGUUACACUACUUUAGAAAUAUACAUUUUUGUGACUGGAUUGGGCAAAAUCUUUUGAGAUGAGGUCAGAAAGUCUUUGCUUAGGCUUACACACCUCUACCACUAAACUAAAGGCAAUGCCUAAUAGAUAUGUAUGUUCCGUGAUCUUAUGCAUACCUAUCUGAACUUUGAAAAUAAACAUAUUCACAAUUGCUUCAAAACCAAAGCAGCAAAUUAUUAAGUUUAAAGGCAUGGUAAAUUAAUUUUUUAAAAGCAGGACAAAUUAGCAAGUGUAAAAAGCAAGGUAGAUUGUUAUAAAAGUGUUGCAAGUUUUUUUAAAUUUAAAAGCAUGGUAAAUUAAUUAUUUUAAAAGCAGUCAAAAUAUUUGUGUAGCCAUUUACUUGAAUAUAUUUACCGUCUCAUAUUUCAGCACCGUUAAGAAAGGGACACUGCUCAUUGACAGCAGCACUAUAGAUCCCUCAGCAUCCCAAGAAGUGCAUGCACUGGCACAAAAGCAAGGUGCAGUUUACAUGGAUGCCCCAGUGUCUGGUGGUAAGAACUGUUUUUGUUUUUUUUAAAUCUUAGCUGUCUAAAACCUAAGUGGGCAAUUUUUUCCCCAAAAUAUCUACAGUUGUGACAAAUAAAAAGUACAGUUCCCUCACACCACACGGGCAGGAAAUUUUAUUAUAAUGUAGCAGACCGGGUUUUUAAACUACAAUAACAACAUAUAAGUAGGCCUAUGCACACAUUAUAAAACUGCUUAUUAGGAUUACUUGAUGGGUAACAAUGAAAUUUUGAUAAACUUUAAUAUUUUAAGGAUAACUUUUUAUUGCACUACAAUAUUUACCUAUAAAAAAAAAUGUGCUCUUUUGGUCAAAACUGACUUUGCCGCAUGUGUCGGUUGGUUAUGGCGUUGCCCAAAACGGGUCUUUAGAUAAAUUAUAAUCUAUGAAUGUUUUUGUAUAACAACCAAACAAAUGGUUCAGUGACUUCAAUUAAGGAAAAGCACUUUGUUGUGUUUCUGUUUUGAUUUAACAAAAAACUUAGUAAACUUUUGCUGCUAUGAAAAUCAAUCACCCCCCCCCCCCUCCUUUUUAAAAAAAUAAAUUUUAUCAUCAGGUGUAAAUUAACAAAUGGUUUCGUGACUUCAAUUAAAGAAAAGCACUUUGUUGUGUUUCUGUUUUGAUUUAACAAAAAACUUAGUAAACUUUUGCUGCUAUGAAAAUCAAUCCCCCCCCCCCCCCCUCCUUUUUAAAAAAAUAAAUUUUAUCAUCAGGUGUAAAUGCAGCAAGAGAUGGAGUCCUGACCUUUAUGGUUGGAGGACCUGAGACCAGCUUCCAACAAACAAAGGCUUUGCUAGAUCAGAUGGGAAAAAAUGUGGUUUACUGUGGUCCAGUUGGAACAGGGCAGGUAAGACAGUUUCCACAAACUUACUAGUGAAUUAAACCAAGAAAUUUUUUUUUAAUAUAAACUUGAAAGGAGAAAUUUUACUGGAUUUAUUUUUCAAAUGGACAUUUAUACCACCAUGGAAUUUUAUACAUUUACAUACAAGUUUUGGCUUUGGUUGAAGGUAAACUUCAAAGAAAGUGUGCUGUUAACUUAUGUCACUGAAGGUAAACCUCAAACAAAAAUGUACCAUUAACUUAUGUCACAGAAGUUAAACUUCAAAGAAAGUGUACCAUUAAGUUAUAUCACUGAAGGUAAACUUCAAAGAAAGUGUACUGUUUACUUAUGUCACUGAAGGUAAACUUCAAAGAAAGUGUACUGUUAACUAUGUCCCUGAAGAUAAACUUCAAAGAAACUGUACCAUUAUCUUAUGUCCCUGAAGAUAAAUUUCAAAGAAAGUGUACCGUUAACUUAUGUCACUGAAGGUAGACCUCAGAAGGUAGACCUCAAAGAAAGUAUACUGUUGACUUUUGUUCCUAAAUGUAAACUAUGAAGAAAGUGUACUGUUAACUUAUGUCAGUAUGGCAAGGGACCCAAAAACUGAGCAUCAUCAAGUUGUUUUCUCACUAUCACAGGCAGCUAAGAUCUGUAACAACAUGCUCCUCGCUAUAUCCAUGAUUGGAACUUCUGAGACAAUGAACCUAGGCAUAAGGUCAGUGUCUGCAAUGCUGAUAUGCUUGCAGCAGCAGAGUUAGGUUGAGUGAUGGUUUAAAUGGAAAUGUUUCAUCUUAUCAGAAUUUCAUUUUUUUUUCCUUAAAAUGAUGAAGAAUAAGCUUAAUUUUGUUAAUUAAAACUGGUUACAGCAAUGAAUAUUUAGAGUUAUGUCUUAUUGGUUCAUUCUAAACAGUAAAAUGCUUGUGUUUUUACUAUUUUUUAAUGUGUCUCUCUUAAGACUUGGUUUGGAUCCUAAACUUCUGGCCAAAAUCCUAAACAUGAGCUCCGGGCGGUGCUGGUCUAGUGAGGUAUACAACCCCGUACCUGGGGUAAUUGAAGGUGUACCAUCAAGCAAUGGCUACAAGGGGGGCUUUGGCACAGCUCUUAUGGCUAAGGUAAAAAGGGAUUUAAUUUCAGUAUAAUACCCCGUCACUGUGGUCAAUAAAGCUGUCCUAUUGAGUUAUUGCUACAAUGGAGGUUUUGACGCAGCUCUUAUGGUUAAGGUAAAAAUGGACUAUUUUUUUAAUUAAAAAAAAAAAAUUCUCCAAAAUAUUGUAUUUUUCCGAACAGGACUGUUCAUCUGGUUGUUUUACUCAAAUCAAACAAGAAUAUAUAUAUUUUUAAAAUGACGUUUAAUCACCCGUGAGAAUUCAAAAUCAUAGCCAUAUCAUGACGACUCCCCAACCUUUUUUUUUCUUUUCUUUUUCCAGGAUCUUGGCCUGGCCCAGAAUGCAGCCACCACCACUAAGAGCCCCACACCCCUUGGCUCUCUAGCUCACCAGAUUUACAGGACCAUGUGUAACCAUGGCUACAGCGGUAAAGAUUUCUCCUCUGCCUUUUUAUUCUUACAGGAGCACGACAAGAAAAAAUGAGCAAUUUUAGGCUUUAGAAUUUAGUCAAAUGGGAGAUUUAAAUAGAGUGGGAAUUUAUCGUGUUGAUGAAGCUGCUGUUACGGGAUAGUUUCUUAAGAAAUGAAAAUAUGUUCAUAUCAGGAUGUGUCUUAACUUCUCAUGGCUAUAAAUGGGG